GGUUUCUCCUCGCAAAUGGUGAAGGUUCGUAUUUUGGUGAUCGCCAUAUAUAAGCGUGAGAGUCAGAUCUUUUGGGUCGUCAGAAACUUCCAGGAGCUUCUACUGGGCAGCACGAUCAUGAAGACUUUUGCAAUCGCACUUCUCGUCGUGUGCGCUGCUGGUGCUUCCGCUCAGGUUCUUCUACGCAACUCCGAACCAGUGUACCCACCGAUCCCUUACCAAUUCGCCUAUAAAGCCGAGACCAGCGAGGGAUCUCACAGCCAGGAUGAGACCUCUGAUGCCAACGGUCGUCGCCAAGGCUCGUACAGCAUUUCGCUAGCCGAUGGGCGACAGAGAAGCGUCUCCUAUGUCGCUGAUGAGGAUGGUUUCCGCGCCGAGGUCAGUACCAAUGAACUCGGAACUGAGUCAAAGGAUGCCGCCGAUGCGAAGUAUUCUUCCUCGGCUAUCACUGGCAAAGAGGCUGCUAUUCAAUACGGAACUAUUGCCUCGGCGGACCAGAAGGUGAAGAUCGUUCAGGCACCUGGCCCCGCUGUAAAAAUCGCCGCUCCCGCACCCGCCAUCAUUAAAACCGUCCAGGCUGCCCCAGUAAUCAAGACGUACACCCAUGCUGCACCCAGCAUUGUAAAAACCAUCCAGACUGCUCCAGUUAUCAAAACGUACACUCAGUCGGCGCCUAUAAUCAGAACAUACACCCAGCCUGCGCCCAUUAUCAAAGCGUACGCCCAUGCUGCACCUACUGUGGUGAAAACCAUUCAGGCCGCCCCAAUCUCCUAUGCCGUUGCCCACACCCCGGUAUCGUACGCUCCUAGCCAUGCCGCUCCGGCUGGACCUUCCUUCAUCCAGUUCAAGUACGGAGACCACCCCAACCAUGAGAUCCAUCUCCACGAGCUUCACCAAAAGGCCUAAGCUUGUUCUAGCUAAUAGUUUCCUAACUGAUUGAUUUAUAUUCUUUGGUUUAAUGUUUUCCUCUCGCCUCUGCUUUUCUCUCAGCUCUGUUUCCUCUGUUGUUUCAAUUAUAAAUGACCGUAUGAUUUUUUAGUUAAUUGGAAUAAAUUUGUUCUCGUUAUUAAAAUGUCAA
Molecule: messenger RNA, 1078 nt
Organism: Varroa destructor (honeybee mite)
Lineage: Eukaryota; Metazoa; Arthropoda; Arachnida; Mesostigmata; Varroidae
Cellular component (GO): chitin-based extracellular matrix
Molecular function (GO): structural constituent of chitin-based larval cuticle
Source: RefSeq, a predicted model, not a curated record